CCUGCAACAGAGACGACAUACUGGUGGUAUGUAGCGACAUUACCUCCCUUGACCAAGAAGCAUCAUAUUAUCAAAUAUGAAGGCGUGAUACAGUCUGGACAUGAAAAUCUUGUGCACCACAUGGAGGUGUUUCACUGCGAAGUAAAAGCCAAUGAAAUUAUACGAUUUUUCAAUGGGCCUGGCCUAGCUGAGGGGAAACCCCCAGAGCUCGAGGCGUGCAGGAAAGUAAUCGGUGCAUGGGCAAUGGGAGCGACGGCAAUGGUAUUACCCGAGGAAGCGGGGUUUCCGCUAGGUGGCGCUGAUUUUUCACGAUAUGUGCUAUUGGAGGUUCAUUAUAACAAUCCAGAUAAAGUAGCAGGCAUGAUAGACGCUUCAGGUAUUCGUUUCUAUGUGACGUCGUCGUUACGUCAUUAUGACGCCGGAAUUAUGGAGCUAGGUUUAGAAUACACAAAUAAGAUGGCUAUUCCCCCAAGGCAAGACAACUUCUCUUUGACCGGCUAUUGUAUCGCGGAAUGUACGAAAAAGGGGUUGCCGCCAGAAGGCAUUUUCAUCUAUGCAUCUCAGCUGCAUACCCAUUUGACGGGACGCCGCGUUUACACAAAACACGUGCGUAAUGGCGUCGAACUUCCGGAAUUAAAUCGAGACAAUCAUUAUAGUCCACAUUUUCAGGAAAUCCGGAGACUUUCGACUCCUGUGAAAAUUUUGCCUGGCGAUGCUCUUAUAACAACAUGUGAAGACAGAACAACGGAUAGAGAAAAUGCUACUAUAGGUGGUUUCGCUAUAACAGAUGAAAUGUGCGUUAAUUAUGUGCACUAUUACCCAUCUACCAACCUUGAAGUGUGCAAAAGCUCUGUUUCUACACGAGCUUUGAAGGAGUUUUUUUCCUUUAUGAACAAUUGGGAUUUUGACAAAACCUCUCCUGCCAAGGGAGAUAGAGCUAAUUACCAGUCCAUUAGAUGGACACCACUAACAACGCUCUUGCUAAAGACAAUGUAUAUGACGUCACCAAUAUCAAUGCAGUGCAAUCAGUCUGAUGGAAACAGAUUUCCGGGAGCAUGGGAAGAUGUACAAUCGACAAAAAUACACCAAACACUGGUAUUGCCUACAAGACACUGCAAAGGAUACAAACAAACCCUCUAAGCAACAAAACUGACAACAACAACAACCGCAACAACAGCAUCAUCAACAAUAAUAACAAACAACAACAACAAUAAAAGAAAAACUUUAAUUGUUAAGACAGCAUGUAUCUUCUAUACAUGAGCUUGUAAAGCUUUGAUCUAUACAAAAAAAAACAGUGGAAGAACGACUCUCCUUGUCUCAUCCCGUCUCCAAUGAAAAACAGUUGUUUUUUUAUUCCAUUGAAAGUUUUAUUACAGUUAUAGAAACAGGAACACUUUCCUUUUAUAAAUCGUAUUUGAAAUUCAAUUGCACACACAUGAUGGAAAUCAUUCAUGAAAAAAUGAUAUUGUUUUACAAUAAAAUUGAUAUUGUAUUAUCAAUUUGAAAACUAAACUUGAUUAAAGAUAUACUAUGCCAAACAUUUAGUAAAAUAUUUUCAUCGAAGAAAUUUAUUAAAGCCUAUGAAAUUCUCACUGAAUAUUUUAAUAGUUCUUAAUAGUUUUGACAUAUCAACUUUGUGUGAAGGCAAAGCAUGU
This is a messenger RNA of Ruditapes philippinarum (Manila clam), 1655 nucleotides long. RefSeq names its product dopamine beta-hydroxylase-like. Gene Ontology annotation, biological process: norepinephrine biosynthetic process; dopamine catabolic process; octopamine biosynthetic process. Gene Ontology annotation, cellular component: secretory granule membrane. Gene Ontology annotation, molecular function: copper ion binding; dopamine beta-monooxygenase activity. Lineage: Eukaryota; Metazoa; Mollusca; Bivalvia; Venerida; Veneridae. The record is from RefSeq and is a predicted model, not a curated record.